This is a messenger RNA of Pogonomyrmex barbatus (red harvester ant), 1112 nucleotides long. RefSeq lists its product as uncharacterized. The record is from RefSeq and is a predicted model, not a curated record. NCBI's taxonomy places the organism in Eukaryota, Metazoa, Arthropoda, Insecta, Hymenoptera, Formicidae.
UUACAAAUCUAGUAUUAAAAUAUGAUGUAUGAAAUUUUAGUGAUCUUUUAUAAUCUUUAUGGUUCAAAUUUGAAUAGGAGUAUUCUUAAGUUUUUUGUUUUAGAUUUAUAUUUGUUUUAUAUUUAAUUCUAGUUGCAAAUUAUGAAAAAUAACUAUAUCAAAAAAGUCAAUUGCGGCAUUCAAAAUUCAAGUUUAAUAAUAAGCGACAAUCUUCAAGUGCAUGGCAACCGAGUAAUGACAUUUGUUAUUUCCACGGUGUUCCGAAAAAUUCGCGUUUUAUUUAUUAUUUUUUUGAUCGCGGGGACAAAAAUUCUUGCUUCCUACAAUUAUUUCUUACCCAUAAGUAAGAAUGUACUACAUACAUAAAUACUAAUAGGGCACGUGCAUCUCUUUGGGAUUAUAAUUAAAUUAUGGAAGACAAUAGAAGAGAUAAUAAUGAAGUAGAAGCGGUAGGAAUAGAAAACGAUGAGAUCGCAGAUCAACAAGAGAGCGGUUCUGAUAAUCAGUAUCAACUGAUACAAAGACCCCCAGCCAGCCGUAAACGCACGCGAGACGGCGCUGGAUCGCGUUCCACUUCCAGGCAACGCGAGAGAAGACUAUCCCGUUCGAAAUCAAGAUCAAGAUCAAGAUCAAGGUCAAGAUCAAGAUCGAAGUCAAGGUCAAGCAAGUUUUCACAGAGGAAGCAAUGGAGGAGCGCAAACGCCUUUCUGAAUUUUAUGCAAGACUUCAGACAAAAUUAUAAUAAGAUGAAAAGCAGAGAUCUAUUUCGGCUUGGGGGACAAGCGUGGCGACGAAUGUCGCCCAUGGAGAAGUUGCCCUAUGUGGAAGCAGCCAAGUUAGCGCAACAACAAACGCAACAGAAUAAUAAAAGCGCACAACCGAGCAAAGUUAAUAGCAGCGACUCCUCGAAGAAGUCCGUGCAAAGGGAUCAGAAAAAGAAAGAAAAAGAACGAGAGGUUUAUUCGUUAAAUAAAAUCUUUUAUCAUUCUCGGAAUAAAAUUAAUCCUAUAGUGUGUUUUUAUUCGUGUAUUUCUUCGAAUAGCAUCAUUAAAUUUCUACCUAUUCAAUCGGUUACAUACUGACGUCUCGUAAAGAAAAGAAAGAAAAAAAAA